Plasmodium berghei ANKA is the source of this 819-nucleotide messenger RNA. RefSeq names its product conserved Plasmodium protein, unknown function. The transcript has a single exon. The record is from RefSeq and is a predicted model, not a curated record. Lineage: Eukaryota; Apicomplexa; Aconoidasida; Haemosporida; Plasmodiidae. The coding region runs from base 1 to 819 and encodes 272 amino acids.
AUGAAAUAUUUUAUAGUUUUUAAUAUUUUCCUAUAUUUUUAUAAAAUAAACAAAUAUAAUAUUGAGGAUAAUCUGUUUUCCCAUGUAUUAUACCAAAAAGAAAAACAUUUUCUUAAAUUAAACUUAAAACAUUUAUUAAAUGAAAUCGAAAUAAUAAAUCGAGGAAAAAGAAUAUUAUAUGAUCUGUCAAGAAAAAGACGACGAAAUAGAAGGCGCGGAAAGAAACGUAAGGGAUUUGGGAAAUUAUGGAAAAAUAAAAAUAAAAGAAGAAAUAAAAGAAGAAAUCGAAAAGAUGCUCGUAGAAGAAAAAGAAAACUCAAACGAGCUGAACGAAAAAGAAAAAAAAAGCAAAAAAAACAAAUGAAAAAAGAAAGAAAAAAAAAACAAAAAGAAGAAAGAAAAAAAAAACAAAAAGAAGAAAGAAAAAAUAACAAAUUUGAAGGACAAUCUAAUGAAUUAAUUAAUCAAGAAAAUGAAUUAAAAAACAAUGAAACCAUAUUAGAUAAUAAAAAUGGAAAUAAAACUUUAAAUAAUAACUAUCCUGAUUCAAAAUUAACAAAUAAUGAAGUGGUAGAAAAUGAAGAAGAGGAAGAUGAUGGAAAUAAAUAUAAUGAUGAUAUUAAAGGAUAUGGAGAAAAUCAAAAGUAUAAUUAUGCUGCUCAAAAUACUGAACAAACAAAUAUUCCUAAAUCUAUAAAUAGUCCAUAUUAUAAAGAAAUAGAUAGUAAUAUUAAAAUAGUAAAUGUUGCAAAAUUAGAACAUGAAUCUAAACAUGAAAUCAUCGAUAAAAUUAAAAAGGCCUUAGAAGUGCUUCAAUAA